CCCGUUGGUUCGCCCUAAACCCCUGCUCGUCUCCCCCGCCGCGAGCUCUCCAUGGCCGCCAAGAGGAAGUUCGGCAAGUCGCCGGCGCAAGCGCCGGCGAAGAAGGCGAAGGAAGAGGACGCGGAGGAGGGGCUCUUCUCUUCGCGCUCCUUCGCCGACCUCGGGCUCCACCCCACCCUCUGCGCCCACCUCCAAGAUAAGAUGGGUUUCCAGGCACCGACGCGGAUCCAGGCGCAGGCGAUUCCGGUCGCCAUGUCAGGGCAGCACUUGCUGGUCAAGGCGGCCACUGGCACCGGCAAGACGCUUGCGUACCUUGCGCCGAUCGUUCACCUUCUCCAGAUGAGGGAGCCUCGUGUCGAGAGGACUCAUGGAACUUUUGCGUUGGUUAUUGUUCCAACGCGGGAGCUGUGCUUGCAGGUUUAUGGGAUUGCGCAGCAGUUGGUGCAUCGUUUCCACUGGCUUGUCCCUGGGUAUGUGAUGGGCGGUGAGAGUAGAUCAAAAGAGAAAGCAAGGCUACGGAAAGGGAUAUCAAUUCUUAUUGCCACACCUGGGCGCCUGCUGGACCACUUACAACAUACUUCCUCAUUUGUUUAUUCAAAUUUGCGCUGGAUAGUUUUUGAUGAAGCUGACAGCAUUCUUGAACUUGGUUUUGGAAAAGCAGUCGAGGAUAUACUAGGCCUCUUGGGUUCCAGGAUUGAUGCUUCUGGCCAGAAUAAAAGCAAAACAGACCAUGUGCAAAGGCAAAACCUUCUCCUAUCAGCAACUCUCAACGAAAAGGUGAACCGCUUAGCCAACAUUAGUUUGAAGAACCCAGUGAUGAUUGGACUUGAUGAACAAAACAAGCCUUCUGAGAGGUCCAGAGCCCUAGGGAAGAAGCACACUUCCUUAUUAUCUGAUGACGAGGAGGAAAUACCUGUAAAGCACAAUGAUAUGGUGCAACAUGCGGUUGAUGAUUUUAAGCUUCCCGCACAAUUGAUUCAAAGAUAUGUUAAAGUUUCAUGUGGUUCGAGGCUUGCGGUUCUUCUUACCAUUCUGAAAUCUCAAUUUGAAAGACAAGUGUCCCAGAAGGUUGUCGUUUUCUUGUCAACAUGUGACUCUGUAGAUUUCCAUCACACUGUUCUCAGCCAGCUUGAGUGGAGCCGUGGCCUUGCACUAGAUGCGGAAAAUAAGCAAAAGUUUCUUAGUUGUAAAGUGUUCCGUUUACAUGGUAGUAUGGACCAGGAGGAUAGAAAGAAAUCAUACUUGGGAUUCAGUACUGAAAAAUCUGCAAUUCUUGUAUGCACUGAUGUUGCUGCUAGGGGUUUGGACAUUCCGAAAGUGAAAUGCAUCAUACAGUAUGACUCACCUGGGGAGGCUUCUGAAUAUGUUCACAGGGUCGGAAGAACUGCAAGGAUUGGUGAAAAGGGGGAGGCCCUCCUGUUUCUCCAACCUGUUGAAAUCGAUUACUUGAGAGAUCUAGAGCUACAUGGCGUAUCUCUGACAGAAUACCCCUUCCAAAAGGUUUUAGACGGUUUCCCUUUAAAUGGAGAGAAGCCUCUCAAGAGGAAGCCUAUAUCUUUGGAUAUGCACCCAUGGAUACUGUCUGUGCAGAGAACGUUGGAAAAUUACAUCGCAUCCGAGGCCACAGCAAACAAGCUUGCGAGGGACGCCUUUUGUUCAUGGCUUCGUGCUUACACCGCCCACCGAGGCGAACUGAAGAAGAUUUUCAUGGUCAAGAAGCUCCACCUGGGACAUGUUGCGAGAAGCUUUGGGUUGAAGGAGCAACCCUCACUGGUUGGAAGGUCACACCAGGUGCAGCUCAAGAAGAGGAAGAAGGAGCAGAAACGUGAGAGGCCUAACAACAACAAAAGGAGAAAGCUCCAUGCUAAGAAGUGAAUUUACAUGUCGCCCGUCACCAAGGACCUGAUGGUGGACCGGAUCAAUAAUCCACUCCAGUUUUGUUGAACUAACAGCAGCAACUUUGCCAAAAGCUUACGUGGUGGCUAGAGAGCUAGAGAAUGGCUAAUUUUGCCCACAAAAUCACAGGAACGGUUGUCUUUCAUGAAAUGUAGUGCAACAGAUGUACAAUAUUUGUUGUGAUGAGAUGAUCCCUUUGUAACUUUUGUUCAUCAAGAUCUCAUGUCUGGUGCUUUUGCCCUUUACAAAUGAGUGUUGUGUGACAAGCUGUAACAAAUUAUUCUUAGCAAUUAAUAUGUUUACAAUGAUUAUUCAACUAACAA
Messenger RNA from Lolium perenne, 2219 nucleotides. RefSeq names its product DEAD-box ATP-dependent RNA helicase 17. The record is from RefSeq and is a predicted model, not a curated record. NCBI's taxonomy places the organism in Eukaryota, Viridiplantae, Streptophyta, Magnoliopsida, Poales, Poaceae. Gene Ontology annotation, molecular function: nucleic acid binding; RNA helicase activity; ATP binding.